Octodon degus (degu) is the source of this 2195-nucleotide messenger RNA. RefSeq names its product glucosamine-6-phosphate deaminase 1 (gene Gnpda1). Lineage: Eukaryota; Metazoa; Chordata; Mammalia; Rodentia; Octodontidae. Gene Ontology annotation, molecular function: glucosamine-6-phosphate deaminase activity; identical protein binding. Gene Ontology annotation, biological process: N-acetylneuraminate catabolic process; D-glucosamine catabolic process; N-acetylglucosamine catabolic process. The transcript has 7 exons. Bases 60 to 923 code for a protein of 287 amino acids. The record is from RefSeq and is a predicted model, not a curated record. Gene Ontology annotation, cellular component: cytoplasm.
GCUCUGGGCGGGGCACCUCAGUCCUGCCUGCUGCAGCCGCGGGAGCGGUGCUCAACACAAUGAAACUCAUCAUCCUGGAUCACUAUUCGCAAGCGAGUGAGUGGGCUGCCAAAUAUAUCAGGAACCGUAUCGUCCAGUUUAACCCGGGGCCGGACAAGUACUUCACGCUGGGACUGCCCACUGGGAGCACCCCACUUGGCUCUUAUCAGAAGCUGAUCGAGUACUAUAAGAAUGGGGACCUGUCCUUUAAAUAUGUGAAGACCUUCAACAUGGAUGAGUAUGUGGGCCUUCCUCGAGACCACCCGGAGAGCUACCACUCCUUCAUGUGGAACAAUUUCUUCAAACACAUUGACAUCCACCCAGAAAAUACCCACAUCCUAGAUGGGAAUGCAGCUGACCUGCAGGCCGAGUGUGAUGCCUUUGAGGAGAAGAUCAAGGCUGCUGGCGGGAUUGAGCUGUUUGUUGGAGGCAUCGGGCCUGAUGGACACAUUGCCUUCAAUGAGCCCGGCUCCAGUCUGGUGUCCAGGACCCGUGUGAAAACGCUGGCCAUGGACACCAUCCUGGCCAAUGCUAGGUUUUUUGAUGGUGAUCUUGCCAAGGUGCCCACCAUGGCCCUGACAGUGGGUGUGGGCACUGUCAUGGAGGCUAGAGAGGUGAUGAUCCUCAUCACAGGCGCUCACAAGGCCUUUGCUCUGUACAAGGCCAUCGAGGAGGGCGUGAACCACAUGUGGACGGUGUCUGCCUUCCAGCAGCACCCACGCACCGUGUUUGUGUGCGAUGAGGAUGCCACCUUGGAGCUGAAAGUGAAGACCGUCAAGUACUUCAAAGGUUUGAUGCUUGUCCAUAACAAGUUGGUGGACCCCCUGUACAGUAUGAAAGAAGUUGAGAAAAGCCAGUCUUCUAAGAAACCAUACAGUGACUAGUCUGUGAGGGACUCAGAUCAGGCACCUCACAGAAACAGACGGGUCUUUCUGGAAAUUGUCUUUAGCAGACAAGCACGUCUUUCUUUAAUCUAGUAUGGUCACUGAAGUUGAGCGGGUGUUCCAGUACAAGGCUGGAAGCCUAGUCAUGCAGUUUAGCAAUAGGGAGAAUGUCUUAUAACUCAGAAAAAAAUCUCUGAAAAGUGUACUCCAUUAUUUUGAUGUGUGCCACACCCAAGUUAGGGCUCUUCGCUUUCUGUUCCACCUCAGCCAUUGUUCACAGGCACCACACACUCCCACCAAGAACACCUGCCCUUAGGGGCACUUAGUCUCCAGUGGGUGGGGACCAGUGGCGUGUGCAUUUGGAGAGACUGCAGAGUUCCACUUGCACAGACCUGCCCUUUGUCUGAUGAUCCCUGUUCCAGAGUAAAGAACAAACUCUUCUCCUACCUGAAUUACCUCUGAGGAACAAGGGAGCAGCAUCUCUGGUCAGUAACGGGUACUGUGGAAAGAAAAGUCGCACAGGGAACGGUACUAAGGGGCAGUUUUUCCUGCUCUCCAGCUGGUCCUUCUGUGAACUGCCAGCAUGGUGUGUGGGACUAGAGGUGAUUUUUGUGGGCGAACCCAAGCUCCGCAGGCCCAGCCACAACAAAUUUCUCUCUCAUAGGGACCUUUUCCUAUUGGAGCCCUGCAUUUUUGUUUGAAGGUCCCUUAGGCGCUCAUCAGUAAGGAAGGGGGAGCAUCAGAGCUUGCCGGUCUCAGCGGGCCCGGCCACAGAGGCAGGCUGGCCAGCAGCUGGCUGUUAGUCACGGCAUACAGUGUAGUGCUUUGUUCUCUUGCCUCCCUAAGAGUUGAGUGCCAAGACACAUGCCAGGUGCUUCUGCUGUUUCCCCACUUCAGAUACCCUGGGCCCAUAAGCCACUCAGGCUCUUGCCGCCGCUGUUUUCAGGAUUCCGGGAAACACAGCCCUUGGGUUUGUCCUGCGGCCUCCUUCCCAGAGGGGCGGCUGCUCUGCUGCCUUUAGGCUCUGAAGCCCUCCCUGACAGCCUGCUGGCUCUGGUUCCCCGUGUCUGUGCCUAGUGGAAGCUACUGCUGCCUGUUUCUAGAAAGAUUUCUCCAAGCCCGGCUCAGGCCUCAGAGCUGAGUUUGCUACCAGCAUUUCGUGUUUAGCUUUCACACGUGAUUGUGCGGCCGUUCUGUGUUAAGUUAAUGGGCCCGUGGAUCAGUGGACUUGUUUACAAUGUGAUCUUUUCUAUUAAAGCCAGUAUUUUCAAA